CUGGGCUCCUCGCUUCAUGCACUUUUAACAAGCUUGUGGGGUUUUUGCAGGAGGGACUCGCUAAAGGGGCUAGAACUGGACGUGAGAAAUGGCCGCGAAGUUGUUUGAAAGCAUCGGGAAGUUUGGCCUGGGGUUAGCUGUCGCAGGUGGAGUUGUCAACUCUGCUCUUUACAAUGUUGAUGCGGGCCACAGAGCUGUUAUCUUUGACCGAUUCCGUGGAGUCCAGGAUACGGUGGUAGGAGAAGGUACCCACUUCCUCAUCCCUUGGGUACAGAAACCGAUCAUUUUUGACUGUCGAUCUCGCCCACGUAACAUUCCCGUGAUCACUGGCAGCAAAGAUCUACAGAACGUGAACAUCACGUUGCGUAUCUUGUUUAGACCAGUGACCGCCCAGUUACCCCGAAUUUUCACAAGUAUUGGAGAAGACUAUGAUGAGCGUGUCCUGCCUUCAAUCACAACUGAAAUCCUGAAGUCUGUUGUGGCUCGCUUUGAUGCUGGAGAAUUGAUCACUCAGAGAGAGCUGGUCUCAAGGCAAGUGAGUGAAGACCUCACGGAGAGAGCAGCGACCUUCGGCCUCAUUCUAGAUGAUGUGUCCCUGACCCAUCUGACCUUUGGCAAGGAGUUCACAGAGGCAGUUGAAAUGAAGCAAGUGGCCCAGCAAGAAGCAGAGCGAGCCAGAUUCAUUGUGGAAAAGGCUGAGCAGCAGAAGAAAGCAGCUGUCAUCUCUGCUGAAGGAGACUCAAAAGCAGCUGAGCUGAUUGCCAACUCGUUGGCUACUGCAGGCGAUGGUUUGAUUGAGCUGCGCAAACUGGAGGCAGCUGAAGACAUCGCUUACCAGCUCUCACGGUCCCGCAACGUCACCUACCUGCCCUCUGGACAGUCUGUGCUCCUCCAGCUGCCACAGUGAAUGUGGCUCUGCAGCCGUAGUUAACCUGAUCACUUCUACCUACCAGAUCAGCCUUUUCCAAAACAAUCAUUGCAAUUUCCUGAUUGGGUAAAAGAAAGGAAAUUAAAAUCCAACCCCUUUUGAAUUCUUAAUCAAAUAAAACUGAACACUCUUGACAACAAA
Molecule: messenger RNA, 1069 nt
Organism: Struthio camelus australis
Lineage: Eukaryota; Metazoa; Chordata; Aves; Struthioniformes; Struthionidae
Source: RefSeq, a predicted model, not a curated record